Molecule: messenger RNA, 2262 nt
Organism: Achroia grisella
Lineage: Eukaryota; Metazoa; Arthropoda; Insecta; Lepidoptera; Pyralidae
Gene: Ssadh
Product: succinate-semialdehyde dehydrogenase, mitochondrial
Exons: 1
Coding region: 160-1665 (501 amino acids)
Molecular function (GO): succinate-semialdehyde dehydrogenase (NAD+) activity
Source: RefSeq, a predicted model, not a curated record
UCAUUUACAUAUGUCAGCUGAGCUCGAAGUAAUCACUGAAUAGACGCAGUUCAGUCAAUCAAUUUUAUUAAAUUUAAUAAAGUAAUUGAAAAAUUGGAUAUCGUUUGCAACUGGGAGUUGGUACUAUAUUAUUUCUUUAGUAUAGUUUCUGAGUACAACAUGGGUUUCUUGCGAUUUGGAUUAAAGAGUUGUGUUCAAUACAGGCAGUUGCAUUUACUUAGAAAUCAAGCAUAUAUCAAUGGACAGUGGGUAAAAGCUGGAAGUAAUGUUGUAUUUCCCGUACAAAACCCAGCUGACGAUUGUGUUAUAGCGGAAGUCCCUGAUAUGGAUGCCAGUGACGCAAAAAAUGCUAUUCAGGCUGCGGCAAAUACUUUUGAAACCUGGAAGAAUACGACGGCGAAGGAGCGUUCUCAUAUAUUAAGAAGGUGGUUUAAUUUGUGUGAAAAGAAUACUGACGAACUGGCAAAAAUAAUAACAGCUGAAUCAGGUAAACCGUUAAAUGAGGCCAGAGGUGAAGUAGCUUAUGGUAAUUCAUUCCUAGAAUGGUUUGCUGAUACAGCCAGACAUAUUAAUGGAGAGAUUAUUCCUAGUCCAUGGCCUAAUAAGCAGAUUUUGCUUACCAGACAGCCACUUGGAGUUGUGUCAGUGAUUACUCCAUGGAAUUUUCCAUUUGCAAUGAUAACACGCAAGGUCGGUGCUCUAAUGGCGGCUGGGUGUACUUGUGUCAUUAAACCAUCAGAAGACACUCCUCUUUCAGCUCUUGCCGCUGCAGAGUUGGCGGAACAAGCUGGAGUACCUACAGGAAUUAUUAAUGUUAUUACAACAAGCCGAAAAAAUGCACCUUCAGUUGGUAAAGUCAUGUGUGAAGAUCAUUCUGUUCGAUGUAUAUCAUUUACAGGUUCCACUCAAGUUGGAAAGACUUUAUAUGGACUUGCUGCAAACGGUGUUAAAAGAGUUGCAUUAGAGUUGGGGGGCAAUGCCCCUUUUAUAGUAUUUCCGAGUGCAGAUAUUGAGCAUGCAUUAGAUCAAGCAAUGUUAGCAAAGUUCAGAAAUAAUGGGCAGGCAUGCAUUGGAGCUAAUAGAUUUUUGAUACAUGAAGAUAUUUAUGAUAAGUUUGUCAAAGGAUUUAAAAGCCGAAUUGCCCAGAAAUGUAUACUGGGUCCUGGCACCAAGGAGGGUGUCACAUGUGGGCCACUAAUUAAUACUCAGCAAGCAAAUAAAGUGUCUGGCUUGGUUGAAGAUGCAAUAUCCAAAGGUGCAAAGGCAUUGGUGGGUGGUAAAUUUGCUGCAGAACUUGGAAGCAAAUAUUAUGAAUCAACAUUGCUAAUUAAUGUGAAGCAGAGCAUGUCAAUAUUUACAGAAGAAAUAUUUGGUCCUGUAGCUACUUGUUUAAAGAUUAGUAGUGAAGAUGAAGCCCUCAAAAUUGCAAACAGUACAAGAAGUGGCCUUGCUGCUUAUGUUUUUACUAAAGAUUUGGGUCAAGCAUUUAGAAUGUCUAACAAAUUGGAAUUUGGAAUGGUUGCCAUAAAUGAUGGAAUUAUAUCUGCAGCUGAGCCAGCAUUUGGUGGAAUUAAAGAGUCUGGUAUUGGCAGAGAAGGCAGUAGACAUGGUGCCGAGGAGUACACUGACUUAAAAUACACUCUCAUGUCUUGUUUGGAUAAAUAAAUAGUUGCUAUUCCUCCUCCAUUAUUGUUAUAUGAAGAUAUACUGUUGUAUUUUAUUUAUUGCCAUAUUAUUUGUAAGAUAUGUUACUGUUGUUUUUUAUAAUGUGUUUAUUAAUAUUAUUAUGGAAAUAAUUAAAUCGCAUUUAAUCUUGUCUUAAUUUUUAUGAAAAAAUAUUUAUGUACAAAAUAUACAUAUCAUUUAUUUUACAUAAUUUUAUGGAAUGUGUUUGCUGUAUUCUUAUUCUACCAAAGAUUUUGUAAGUUUAAAACCUAUGUUGUACCUAUAUUAGAGGUUGAAAUGUAACUGACAAUUUGAAAUUAAACAUUCAUGUACUAUAUGUAUUACACAUAUUUAAACUCGAAAUAUUAGAAUAUUUCUCUCUUUGCCAAAUGAGAAGGUAAGAUUACUAUGUUCAAUUCAUUCCAGUCUUCCAAUGUAUUGUGAUUUAGUUGUAAAAGAAAUUAAAAUAAAGUGUUUUUAGAAUCUCUAUGUUUUCUUUAUAAUAAUGUAGAACUUUUAGAAUAUUUAAUUUAAUUUAUUAUUUAACCUAUCCUAUCAUGAGAUUAUACAUUCUAUUCGUUUUAUGUAAUAAUAAAU